Molecule: messenger RNA, 4875 nt
Organism: Marmota monax (woodchuck)
Lineage: Eukaryota; Metazoa; Chordata; Mammalia; Rodentia; Sciuridae
Gene: Dsc2
Product: desmocollin 2
Exons: 16
Coding region: 303-3005 (900 amino acids)
Biological process (GO): homophilic cell-cell adhesion
Cellular component (GO): plasma membrane; desmosome
Molecular function (GO): calcium ion binding
Source: RefSeq, a predicted model, not a curated record
UGGUGAGAAACACCUAGCACAGGUAAAAGGGUGGCGGCCCAAGGGAGUUCCCACCUGUUGAGUUCUUAAAGAAAUGAAGACUUAAGAAAAUAGCAAGGAGGGGCUGAUCGGUGUCUUUGGAGCCCCACCCUCGGCCACAGGAAAAGCCCCUUGGGAGAGAGGCAGGCGCUUCAGAAAAACUAAGAAAAGCACCGCUUCGCCUCGCACUCCUGCGCGGGCCAAGCCUGCAGCCGCUUCACCCGGCAGAGCUCUCCUACCCCGGCCCUCGGGUGCCUUGGCCGGCGAUCGGACGUAUCCUCUCCAUGGCGGCAGCUGGACCCACACGCUCCAGGAUCGGAGCCCUCUGUCGGCAGCUCCUGCUGACCCUCUCAAUCUUAUCAUUUGCCUGUGACGCCUGCAAACAGGUGAUACUGCAUGUUCCUUCCAAAUUAGAUGCUGAAAAAUUUGUUGGCAGAGUUAACCUGGAGGAGUGCUUUAAAUCUGCAAAUAUCAUUCACUCAAGUGAUCCUGAUUUCCAAAUUUUAGAAGAUGGUUCAGUCUAUACAACGAAUGCUGUUCUCCUGUCCUCAGAAACAAGGAGUUUUACCAUAUUACUUUUUAACACGGACAGCCAAGAGGAGAAGGAAAUAUCUGUCCUUUUAGAGAAAGAAACACAGGUUCAAAAGAGAAGACAUUCUAAAGAAAAAGUUCUAAGACGUGCCAAGAGAAGAUGGGCUCCUAUUCCUUGUUCCAUGAUGGAGAAUUCCUUGGGUCCUUUCCCACUUUUUCUUCAACAGGUCCAAUCUGACGUAGCCCAAAACUACACCAUAUACUAUUCCAUUAAAGGGCCUGGAGUUGACCAAGAACCUCUAAAUUUAUUUUAUGUGGAGAGGGAUACUGGAAACCUGUACUGUACUCAACGGGUAGAUCGUGAGCAAUAUGAAUCUUUUGAGCUAACUGCCUUUGCAACAACUCCAGAUGGUUAUACACCAGAAUAUCCAUUGCCUCUGAUAAUCAAAGUAGAGGAUGAAAAUGAUAAUGCCCCGAUUUUUACAGAAACAACAUACACUUUUAUGAUUCUUGAAAGCUGCAAAGUUGGUUCCAUCGUGGGACAGGUGUCUGCAACUGACAAAGAUGAGCCCGACACGAUGCACACACGCCUGAGGUACUCCAUCCUGGAACAGCUCCCGUCCUCACCCACACUCUUCUCUAUGCAUCCAACUACAGGUGUGAUCACCACAUUGUCAUCUCAGCUUGACAGAGAGUUAAUUGAUAAAUACCAGUUGAAAAUAAAAGUACAAGAUAUGGAUGGUCAAUAUUUUGGCUUGCACACAACUGCAACUUGUAUCAUUAAUAUUGGAGAUGUGAAUGACAACUUGCCAACAUUUACCCGUACUUCUUAUGAGGCAUCAGUGGAAGAAAAUACAAUUGAUGUGGAAAUCUUACGUGUUACCGUUGAGGAUAAGGAUUUAAUUAAUACUCCUAAUUGGAGAGCUAAUUAUACCAUUUUAAAGGGCAAUGAAAAUGGAAAUUUUAAAAUUGCAACGGAUCCCAGAACCAAUGAAGGAGUUCUGUGUGUAGUUAAGCCACUGAAUUAUGAAGAAACACAAAAGGUGACCCUACAAAUUGGAGUAGUUAAUGAAGCUCCAUAUUCUAGAGAGACUAGCUCAAGAUCCGCCAUGAGUACAGCAACAGUUACUGUUAAUGUGAAAAAUCAGGAUGAGGGCCCUGAGUGCAACCCUCCAGUCCAGACUGUUCGAAUCAAAGAAAAUGCACCAGCAGGGACAAGAAGCAGUGGAUACAAAGCAUAUGACUCAGAUACAAAAAGUAGCACUGGAAUAAGGUAUAGGAAAAUAAGUGAUCCAAAAGGGUGGGUCACCAUUAAUGAAGAUUCAGGAAUAAUCACAGUUUUCCGAAGUCUUGACAGAGAGGCAGAGGCCAUCCCAAGUGGUGUAUAUAAUGUUACCGUCCUUGCGUCAGAUCAAAAUGGGAGAACUUGUACAGGGACACUGGGGAUUAUACUUGAAGAUGUGAAUGAUAAUGGCCCGUACAUACCUAAGCAGACAGUAGUAAUCUGCAAACCUACUAUGUCCUCAGCGGAGAUUGUUGCUGUUGAUCCUGAUGAACCCAUAAAUGGCCCACCAUUUGAUUUUAGUUUUAGGAGUUCUGAUUCAGAAGUACGGAAAAUGUGGAGACUGAUGAAAAUUAAUGAUACAGCGGCAAGUCUUUCUUAUCAGAAUGAUCCUCCAUUUGGGUCCUAUGUAGUACCAAUUCAGGUUACAGAUAGACUUGGCUUCUCUGCAGUCACUUCACUGAAUGUUGUUAUAUGUAACUGCAUUACCGAAAAUGACUGCACCUUUCGCACAAGUGGAAGGACUGGCAACGGAGAAGUAAAACUUGGAACGUGGGCCAUCCUGGCAAUAUUGUUGGGCAUAGCAUUGCUAUUUUGUAUACUAUUUACAUUAGUCUGUGGGACUUCUGUGAUAAACAAACAACCAAAAGAACUGCCUGAUGAUUUAGCCCAGCAGAACCUCAUUGUGUCGAACACGGAAGCUCCUGGAGAUGACAAAGUGUAUUCCACAAAUGGCUUCACAACCCAAGCUGUGGGUGCUUCUGGUCAGGGAAUUUGUGGCACCGUGGGAUCCGGAGUCAAAAAUGGAGGGCAGGAGACCAUCGAAAUGGUGAAAGGACACCAGACCCUGGACUCCUGCCGGGGGGUUGGGCAUCAUCACACGCUGGAUUCCUGCAGGGGAGGACACGUGGAGGUGGACAACUGCAGAUACACUUACUCCGAGUGGCACAGUUUCACUCAGCCCCGACUUGGAGAUAAAGUGCAUCAGUGUAAUCAGGAUGACAGUCACAAGCACGCUCAAGACUAUGUCCUUACGUAUAACUAUGAAGGAAAAGGAUCGUCAGCUGGUUCUGUGGGCUGUUGCAGUGAACGACAAGACGAAGAUGGGCUUGAAUUUUUGGAUCAUUUGGAGCCCAAAUUUAGGACACUAGCAGAAGCAUGCAUAAAGAGAUGAACAUGGUCUCAUAAGUCAACCAAAGCCAGUGGCUUAUCAUCUUUUAAUUUGUGUUCCUCUUCCUUUUAGUUACAAACGAGGAUUUUUCAAAACAGAAGAUGUUAUGUUUGGAACUUUUCUCUGUUUAUUUUGCACAAUCUCUUUGGCCAAAUGCAUAUUUACAGGAAACCAAAUAAGUACACAAUUGUUUGGACUUCUGUGUAGUUUUUAAUUACAUGCUCCCAAGUACAUUUAUUUACAAACAGGAAACUUGCAUGAUUGUUUACAUUUGGGUAUAAUGACAACAGCCAAUUCAUAAUGCAAUAAAAUUUAAUUAAUUCAAAUCUGUAUUUAAAGACCACUUGAAAAAUAACCUAAUAGAAGAAUGUAGAGAAUAUUAUCUCUGGUUAAUUAAUUACUUAGUUAUUUGUGUGGUGCUUGGAAACUGUUGUUUUUCUAAACAUUCUAAAGUGUAUACACUUUAUCUUGCUUUAUUUUGUAGCAUGACCUUUCUUCGUAAUGGGCAGGGAGUUUUCUAACUAGAUAUUGAUUGUUAUUACAAUUCCAUUUUGGUGGAGCUCACUUUUAGAUUUUAUUCCAUGUAGAAUCUUAUACUGAGUCUAUAAUUUCCCUGUUACCAACUCUGUUAGUGAAAUUUGUUUCAAAAGUGCUUUCAGAAUGUUUUUGCUCUUGCAGUUUUUUUGUCUUUGAAAUGCCCAGUGGUAUGUCUGUCUGUCUGUCUCUCUCUCUCUCUCUCUCUCCUAUUUGUCUUCUAUUUUUUUCAAAAACUUCUACUUAGGUUAGAGAAUCCAGAUAUUUUUCAAAGUUGUCUCUCUUUUUCCUUUUGUAUAAAGUGAAUUCUUUUUGUUUUAUGUAAGCAUAUGUAUUCUUUUUUUUCUGAAAAUCAAUGUGUUAACUUUAUUGUUUUGAAUAUCUCGGUGAUUGCUUCAUUACCUCCUCAACAAAGAAUUUUGCCAUUGAAACUGUAGAACUAUGUUAUGAUGUUUUAGAUGCAACAUUCUAUGUUAACAAAAGGACUGGUGUAAUUAGAUUGGGAUGAGGAUAUUUAGUGUGCAGUAGCACAGUUAUAGUUCAUAUCUUUAAAGCAAGGAUACAGUUUAUAAAUGCCAAAUAGUGUUGAUUGUUUGAAAUAAGCUUCAAAAUACAGGGAUCUUGAAAGUUCUCUAGGAUGACAAUUUUGCAGUUUUUUGUUUUGUUUUGUUUUGUUUUUAAGAUAAGAUGGUUAGUCCUAUCUGUUUGUAAAGGUUUUUUUUUUUUUUUUUUUUAAAUAUUACACAGUUACAGUUUUUAGCAAAUAUACAAAUGAGCCAGACAACUUAAAUUUUAAAACAAUAAGACAAAAUUAAACUUAAUAGCCAAGCAAAUUUCAGAUUUAUGGCUUACUUCAUUGAAUUCUUUAUGUGUGCAAAUAUAUGGACAUUCUAAAUAUAUUUCUAAUAUUAAUAUUGUUAAUAAUGUGCCUGCCUUGAAUGUACAAGGUUGGCUUAUAACAAUUAUUUUUCAAAAUUAGCAUUGGAUAGUUAUUCAGUAACCAUCUAUCUUUUCAAAAGUUUCAUUACUACUCAGUCAAAAAUACAAUUUCCCAGAAUUAUUUUUAAUAAAUUAUGUUUAAAAAUCUUGUGUAUUACUAGUUAUGCAAUUUUUAAAAAUGAGUGUGAAUUUUUUGGGUCUGAUAUGAAUUUAAAGGAUCAUGCUUUUCUGAUAUAGAGAAAUUGAGUCCCUUUUAUAGACUCCUGUUAUACAUUUUUAGAACUUCAAGAUUGAUUCAGAGAGAUCUUUGGAGCACUGUUCUAUUUGUCUCAACACAUUUAUGUUCAUGCCAUUAUAAGAACUGUGAAGCUGGGGUCCUGAUUAAAUUGCGUACUUUUUU